Molecule: messenger RNA, 3915 nt
Organism: Puma concolor (puma)
Lineage: Eukaryota; Metazoa; Chordata; Mammalia; Carnivora; Felidae
Source: RefSeq, a predicted model, not a curated record
AUGCAGAAGGGGAUCCGGCUGAACGAUGGCCACGUCGCGUCCCUGGGACUGCUGGCGCGCAAGGACGGCACGCGCAAAGGCUACCUGAGCAAGCGGAGUUCGGACAACACAAAAUGGCAAACCAAGUGGUUCGCGCUGCUGCAGAACCUUCUCUUCUACUUCGAGAGCGACUCGAGCUCGCGGCCCUCGGGGCUCUACCUGCUGGAGGGCUGCGUCUGCGACCGCGCGCCCUCCCCCAAGCCUGCGCUCUCAGCCAAGGAGCCGCUGGAGAAACAGCAUUAUUUCACGGUCAACUUCAGCCACGAGAACCAGAAAGCCCUGGAGCUGAGGACAGAGGACGCCAAGGAUUGUGACGAGUGGGUGGCAGCCAUCGCUCAUGCCAGCUACCGGACCCUGGCCACGGAGCACGAAGCGCUGAUGCAGAAGUACCUGCACCUGCUGCAGAUUGUGGAGACGGAGAAGACGGUGGCCACGCAGCUGCGGCGGCAGAUCGAGGAUGGGGAGGUUGAGAUCGAGCGGCUGAAGGCAGAGAUCGCGACUCUGCUCAGGGACAACGAGCGCGUCCAGUCCACCCAGACUGUCACCCCCAACGACGAGGACAGUGACAUCAAGAAGAUUAAGAAGAGCCUUCUCCUCAUGGCUUUGGUCCCCGGCGCACCCCAGAUUGGAAGUCCACGGGGCCCCAAAGCUGACCCUGCUGCUGUGAUCUGUGGGAGCCCAGAUGGCAUGGGGACCCGCCCAGUGGCUCUGGAGCCCCCGUGUGACCCUGGGCUCUUCCAGGGGUCCCCAGGGGGCUCUCCCAGCAGGGUCCUGGUGUUCGUCCCACACCAGGCCCCACAGGUGACGCUGCCCGUGCUGACGGUGUUUGCGCUGAGCGAGACCAUCAUGUUCCUGCACCAGAUUUUCUACCAGGGCCUGAAGGCCCGCAUCUCCAGCUGGCCCACGCUGGUCCUGGUAUCGUUACAAGUUCACGACCACGUAACUGAAAGUGACGACGACGGUUACACGCCGAGCAGGCCGCCGCCGCGUGUUCGGACCCGAGACCCUCCGAAGCGCGCUUCCCUGGGAGACCGCGGUUCACAGGUGCUCUGCCUCGACAGGAAAGAUGUGCCCCCACCGCCAGCUGCUUGCGCCUCUGCAGGGCCUCUGGGAGGCGGAGUGCAGUCCCCCACGACCACACUGUCGAGUUCCCCUCGUUUGGGGAAAUUGCAGGGUCAGCACAUCCGUGUGGGGGGGCCGCGGGGUCCCGAGGACGGCCCUUCGUGUCUGCUCUCCUGCUGGCACGUCGUGCCUGGGAUGCCCCGCGAGCCGCUGCGCGAGCUCCUCCCGAGCGGAGGCUCUGGGCGCUGCUCCGGCCUCAGCAGGUCAGGGUCAGCCGGGCCCCCGUGGUGGUGCCCGCCACGAGCCUCCGCAGCCCCCGCAGCCCUCACCUUGGUCAGGGACAGAGACCCCAGGCGGCCCCUGGUGAUCUUGCCCUUCUCAGACAUGGGCACCUGGAUGAGGGAGCCUGUGGGUGGAGGGCAGACCCUGAGCCCACCUCCCAGAGCCACGCCCGCCGCCGGCCAGCUCUCAGGUGUGGGUACGACGUCCACAGGCCUCCAGCGGCCCCGAGACGCUCAGCAGACAUGCCAUUUGGAGGUGUCCCUGGGGCUGCCGGGGGCGGGGGAGGGCAGGGCCCGGGGGACGUCGGACGCCUCCCUGUACUGCGAUGACGUGGACAUCCGCUUCAGCAAAACCAUGAACUCCUGCAAAGUGCUGCAGAUCCGCUACGCCAGCGUGGGCCGGCUGCUCGAGAGGCUGACGGACCUGCGUUUCCUGAGCAUCGACUUCCUCAACACCUUCCUGCACUCCUACCGCGUCUUCACCACCGCCGUCGUGGUCCUGGACAAGCUCAUCACCAUCUACAGAAAGCCCAUCAGCGCCAUCCCCGCCAGGUCCCUGGAGCUCUUGUUUGCCAGCGGCCAGAACAGCAAGCUUCUGUACGGCGACCCCCCCAAGUCCCCGCGCGCCACGCGCAAGUUCUCCUCGCCGCCCCCCCUGUCCAUCGCCAAGACGUCGUCGCCCGGCCGCCGGCGGAAGCUGUCCCUGAACAUCCCCAUCAUCACGGGUGGCAAGGCCCUGGACCUGGCCGCCCUCAGCUGCAACUCCAAUGGCUACAGCAGCCUGUACUCGGCCGUGUCGCCCUUCAGCAAGGCCUCGCUGGACACCAGCAAGCUCUACGUGUCCAGCGGCUUCGCCAACAAGAUUCCGGACGAAGGCGACCCGGCCGCUGAGAAGCCCGAAGAGCCCUCGGCUCUCAGCAAGCAGAGCUCAGAAGUCUCCGUGAGGGAAGAGUCGGAUAAUGACGAGGACCAGAGUGAGGACGGGGACACGGAGGCGUCGCCGACCAAAUCCCCAACGACGCCAAAGUCGGUCAAAAGCAAAAAUCCCUCAGAGUUCCCCCUCUUUUCCUACAACAACGGGGUGGUCAUGACCUCGUGUCGGGAACUGGACAACAGCCGCAGUGCCCUGUCCGCGGCCUCUGCCUUUGCCAUAGCAACGGCGGGAGCCAACGAGGGCGCCCCAAGCAAGGACAAGUACCGCAGGAUGUCCCUGGCCAGCACAGGGUUUCCCCCUGACCAGCGGAACGGAGACAAGGAGUUUGUGAUCCGCAGAGCGGCCACCAACCGGGUCCUGAACGUGCUCCGCCACUGGGUCUCCAAACACUCUCAGGACUUUGAGACCAACAAUGAGCUCAGAGGCAAGGUGAUCAGCUUCCUGGAGGAGGUCAUGCACGACCCCGAGCUCCUGACCCAGGAGAGGAAGGCCGCGGCCAACAUCAUCAGGGGCCCAGGUGGUGGCACCUGUGAGGGUAGUGUCCAUGGAAGCCCCCAGAGACGUGAGAACCCCAAGACGAAGGCCAGACAGCCACCAUCUGGGCCCAGGACAGGAACACCGCCCCAGGAGGCGGUCACACCUGCAGAAGGCGUGAAGGCAGAGCCCUUUGAAAACCACUCAGCCCUGGAGAUCGCCGAGCAGCUGACCUUGCUGGACCACCUCGUCUUCAAGAAGAUCCCUUACGAGGAGUUCUUCGGACAAGGCUGGAUGAAGCUGGAGAAGAAUGAGCGGACCCCUUAUAUCAUGAAAACCACGAAGCAUUUCAACGACAUCAGUAACUUGAUUGCUUCAGAGAUCAUCCGCAACGAGGACAUCAACGCGAGAGUGAGCGCCAUCGAGAAGUGGGUGGCCGUGGCCGACAUAUGCCGCUGUCUGCACAACUACAACGCCGUCCUGGAGAUCACCUCGUCCAUGAACCGCAGCGCAAUAUUCCGGCUGAAAAAGACGUGGCUCAAAGUCUCCAAGCAGACAAAAGCUUUGAUUGACAAGCUCCAAAAGCUUGUGUCAUCAGAGGGCAGAUUUAAGAAUCUCAGAGAAGCUCUGAAAAAUUGUGACCCGCCCUGUGUCCCUUACCUGGGGAUGUACCUCACCGACCUGGCCUUUAUCGAAGAGGGGACACCCAAUUACACGGAGGACGGCCUGGUCAACUUCUCCAAGAUGAGGAUGAUAUCUCACAUCAUCCGAGAGAUUCGCCAGUUCCAGCAAACUGCCUAUAAGAUAGAACACCAGGUGAAGGUAAGCCGGAGGCACUUUCCCCGUCACCCAGGCUGUCACGCGGGCACGCACUCCGUCCGUCAGUCCCCCUCCCUGCACGCCCAGCCCCUCUCAUCCCCUGACCCCCCGGGGCCCCACUCAAACGCCAGCUUUUCCAAGAAGCCUUCCCUCUGCCCCGACCAGCGGGUCUCCGUGAACCCGGACGAGGCCCCGGAGCGUCCCCAGGGCAACCGAGUCACGACACAGAGUCGCAUCGACUUCUGCCGGCCGCUGCCCGGCAUCCGCCGCAAGUCGGGGACCCAGAGAAUGUCACUCGUCUCGUAG